Messenger RNA from Tachyglossus aculeatus (Australian echidna), 3065 nucleotides. RefSeq names its product formin binding protein 4 (gene FNBP4). NCBI's taxonomy places the organism in Eukaryota, Metazoa, Chordata, Mammalia, Monotremata, Tachyglossidae. Bases 4 to 2997 code for a protein of 997 amino acids. The transcript has 17 exons. The record is from RefSeq and is a predicted model, not a curated record. Gene Ontology annotation, molecular function: protein binding.
GCGAUGGGGAAGAAGACGCGGGCGGUCCCCGGCCGCAGGCCCAUCUUGCAGCUCUCGCCGCCGGGGCCCCGGAGCGGCGGCGGCUGUCGCGAUAUCGAGCCGGAAUCGGAGUCGGAAGUGGAGGGCGAGGCGGCGGUGGCCCCCGGCCCCACCGCCAUCGCCACGGCGACGAGCGCCGCCCCGGAGGACGCGGCCUUGGAAGAUGAUCAAGAAGUUGUCGCGGAGGUUCCCAAAAUUGUCGUUCAGCAUCCUCCGCAACCAAUCAUGACCACCAGGCCUGCAGCCGUUAAAGCAACAGGAGGUUUGUGCUUGCUUGGGGCGUAUGCAGACAGUGAUGAUGAAGAAAGUGAAGUCUCUGAGAAGUCAGCUCAGUCUACCGAGCCGAACGGAAACCAGUCAACCGACAUUGAUAGCACAUUGGCAAACUUCCUUGCGGAGAUUGAUGCCAUAACCGCUCCUCAGCCAGCAGCAUCCGUUACCCCGUCUUCUGCUCCGCCUCCCACUCCACCACGGCCAGAACCCAAGGAGGCGGCAACUUCAGGAGUUUCUUCUGCUACAGCAAAUGGAACGGGCUCGGUCCAGGCCUCAGGCUGGCAGUAUGAUACCCAGUGUUCCCUGGCAGGAGUGGGAGUUGAGAUGGGAGAUUGGCAAGAAGUUUGGGAUGAGAACACCGGAUGCCAUUACUAUUGGAAUACACAAAGUAAUGAGGUGACGUGGGAGCUGCCACAGUAUCUUGCCACACAGGUGCAGGGGAUACAGCAUUACCAACACAGCUCUGUUACAGGCACCGAAGCAAAUUUCAUGGUGACUGCAGAUGUCUGUUCAAAAGAGAAAGCUGUGACUGUUGCCAGUACUAAGGGUACGGCAGGUCUUGUCAAGCGAGAAGUGAAAAAGGAGGUGAAUGAAGGGGUCCAGGCUCUUUCGAAUAGUGAAGAGGACAAAAAGGGAGUAGCAGCCUCCCUGUUGGCUCCUUUAUUGCCUGACGGGGUCAAGGAGGAAGAGGAACGGUGGAGGAGAAAAGUGAUCUGUAAAGAAGAAGUAGAACCAGCACCUGAAAAGGAAGUGGUUACUGCUUCAGAAGAAGUAGCAACAGCUUUAAAACCGUUAGAGACUACAUUGGACAAUGGAGAAGAACCUUCUCAGGAGGAUCUUUGCAGUGUUGUUCAGUCAGGAGAAAGUGAGGAGGAGGAAGAGGAGCAGGGUACGCUUGAACUGGAGCUAGUAUUGGAAAGGAAAAAAGCAGAAUUGCGAGCCUUGGAAGAAGGAGAUGGUAGUGUGUCAGGGUCCAGUCCACGUUCGGAUAUCAGCCAGUCGGCAUCUCAGGACGGGAUGCGUAGACUGAUGUCGAAAAGAGGAAAAUGGAAACUGUUCGUUCGAGCGGCUAGUCCGGAAUCUACCAGCCGGAGUUCUAGCAAAACUGGUAGGGAGACUCCUGAAAAUGGUGAUGUGGCAGUGGGCACUGAAAAUUCAGAGAAAAUCAAUGAGAGUUCAGACAAAGAGUUGGAGACAGAAGAGUCUCAAGAGAAAACAAAAGCACAAACAGUGCCAAAAACGGAAGAACAAGAUCUAAAAUUUCAGAUUGGUGAGUUGGCAAAUACCCUGACCAGUAAACUGGAAUUCCUAGGCAUCAGCAGACAGUCCAUCUCCAACUUUCAUGUGCUGCUGUUACAGACUGAGACAAGGAUCGCGGACUGGCGAGAAGGAGCUCUCAAUGGAAACUACCUCAAAAGAAAACUCCAGGAUGCAGCAGAACAACUAAAACAGUAUGAAAUAAACGCCACUCCUAAAGGCUGGUCCUGCCACUGGGACAGGGAUCAUAGACGCUAUUUCUAUGUAAACGAGCAGUCGGGCGAGUCUCAAUGGGAGUUCCCAGACGGUGAAGAGGAGGAAGAGGAAGGCCAAGCGUUAGAAACUAGAGCAGAAGCUCUACCUAAGCAGGUUCUGAAAGAGAAAACUGGCUCCGACACAAACUCUGGGGAAUCCACUGAGAACGCCACAGGUUCUCUUUGUAAAGAGUCCUUUUCUGGCCAAGUCUCGUCAGCAUCCCUUGUGCCACUCACUCCAUUUUGGACUCUCCUUCAGUCAUCUGUCCCUGUGCUCCAACCGCCUCUACCCUUGGAAAUGCCACCACCGCCUCCGCCUCCUCCAGAGUCCCCUCCACCUCCACCCCCACCUCCUCCUGGAGAAGAUAGUGAGAUCCAGGAGGUAGAGAUGGAGGAUGAGGAAGGCGAGGAGCCUCCUGCCCCAGGAACUGAAGAAGAUACUCCUUUGAAACCUCCUGUCCGCCCAGCAGUAAUCAGUAGCCAGAGUUCAGCUGAUCCCGUCACCUCUAGUUCCCCUUCAGCUAAAGCAGUGAAGAGAAAAGCCGCAGAAAUGAGUUCCGGGGCCGUUCAGAGAUCAGCCACCAUUGGCAGCUGCCCAGUCCUUUACAGCCAGCCAGCCCUUACUGCAGGCCCCCAAGCCGCAGGAAUUGGUCCUCAGACCACGGGGAUCGUUCCCCAGACCAGAGCCCUGGGCCUGCCGUCGAGUUACCUGGGGCUGGCCGCCACACCCACCGUCAUGAACUAUGCCGACUGCUCGGUCUCCGUUGGAGUCACUGCUCCCCCGCUCCAGCCAGUUCCAGCCCGAACUGCCCUGCCUGCCACCAGUGUUACAGAGCCGCCUCAACCACCUCCGCCACCGCCCCCGCCUCCGUCCGCGCCCAAAAUGCCGCCACCCGAGAAGCCAAAAAAGGGGAAGAAGGAUAAGGGGAAAAAGAGUAAAACCAAAAUGCCUUCUCUGGUGAAGAAAUGGCAGAGUAUCCAGCGUGAGUUAGAUGAAGAAGAGAACUCCAGUUCCAGUGACGAAGAUCGGGAAUUAACGUCCCAGAAACGAAUCGAGGAGUGGAAACAGCAGCAAUUAGUCAGUGGCUUGGCAGAGAGAAAUGCUAAUUUUGAGGCUCUUCCUGAGGACUGGCGAGCUAGGCUGAAGAGGAGAAAAACUGCUCCAAAUACAUGAAUUCACUUUUGACAUUUCUCACUGUCUUUCUUCCUUCUUCUUUCUUUCUUUUUCUUCCUUUCCUUCUU